AUGGCUAUGCUGCCAGCUAUCAUGAAUCAAAGCCAUCUGGUCCCGUCUGAUGCCAACGUGUCAGCGCUGGGUUUUCCAGGCCCGUGGAGAGAGCCUACAUUUACAACAGCUGCCAAAGUACGCGUGGGCAUUACCUGUUGCUUUUUCCUCAUAGCAUCAUGUAGUAACGUAGCUGUACUAUGCAGCAUCAGUGGGAAACGAUGCAAGUCUCAUCUCCGGAUCCUUAUUCUCAGCCUUUCUGUGGCUGACCUGCUGGUUACCUUCUUAGUCAUGCCGUUGGAUGCCAUGUGGAAUGUGAUGGUGCAAUGGUACGCUGAUGAACUCUCCUGCAAGAUUCUUAACUUUGGGAAGCUAUUUGCUAUGUAUUCUUCUGCAUUAGUGCUAGUGGUGAUUAGCCUCGACCGUCACUGGGCUAUUCUGUAUCCACUCAGCUUUACAAGAGCUGGGCAACGGAACCGUAUCAUGCUCUGGACUGCCUGGGUCGGCAGCCUGCUUCUGGCAUCUCCACAGCUUUUCCUCUUCCGUCUGAGGACUGUUCCUGGAGCCAAUUUUACACAGUGUGCCACACAUGGAAGCUUUGCCCAACGCUGGCAGGAAACACUGUAUAACAUGUUCACGUUUUGCACCCUAUUUAUUACACCAUUGGGCGUCAUGAUUGUUUGUUACACUCGCAUCCUUUGGGAAAUUGGCAAGCAGAUGAAGCACAAGAAAGAGCUUUCAAGAAGUAAAAAUGACCUCAUCUCCAAAGCACGUCUGAAAACAUUGAAGAUGACAUUAGUUAUUGUGGUAUCAUUCAUGGUCUGCUGGACUCCUUAUUACCUGUUAGGAAUAUGGUACUGGUUCCAGCCAGAAAUGAUUCAACUGACCCCUGAGUAUGUUCAUCAUAGCUUAUUUCUCUUUGGCCUACUUCACACCUGCACUGAUCCUUUUGUAUAUGGAUUGUACACCCCAUCCUUCAAAGAAGAUGUACGCAACUGGCUCAGAAGAGUAGGUGGUCUUCUAUCAAGAAGAGCAAAGAACAGCAAGCAACUAGCAGACUCUGAGAUGACCAUCAAAGACUUCACUUCCAUGGAUGGGCCAACAUCUACUGGAACAACCCUGCAGUCAAUAUUUUGA
This is a messenger RNA of Bufo bufo (common toad), 1116 nucleotides long. RefSeq names its product gonadotropin-releasing hormone II receptor-like. Gene Ontology annotation, molecular function: gonadotropin-releasing hormone receptor activity; peptide binding. Gene Ontology annotation, cellular component: membrane. Gene Ontology annotation, biological process: G protein-coupled receptor signaling pathway. The record is from RefSeq and is a predicted model, not a curated record. The coding region runs from base 1 to 1116 and encodes 371 amino acids. The transcript is spliced from 3 exons. NCBI's taxonomy places the organism in Eukaryota, Metazoa, Chordata, Amphibia, Anura, Bufonidae.